UUGAAAAGCUUCUCUAAUAUAGAGGUUACACAAAACACAAUAAUCUCUCAUUACAAAAAAAAAAGUAAAAGAGUCAAAACAAUCUCUCUCGAGUUCUAUGGAUUCGGAGGUCAUAAAACUUAUUUCUCAAAUUGUUAAAUCUAAGGAUACAAGUUCGAAUCCAGAUUCGAGGAUGAGAUCACUUAUAUCACUUUUUAGUCAACUAAUCUCUUUGAUCAACUCUAUGGAUCUUGAUUCGCAGCCGGAGCCGGAGCCGGAGUCGGGGAUCAUAUUCUUCAUAUACCAACUGAUCUCUUUCGGGAGAUCUCUAUCAGGUUCGAAGCCUGAGAGGCAGAUCAUAUUACUCGUGACUGAAAUGAUCUCUCUCAUCAGCUCUACUGAUCCGAAGCAGGAACCGGAACCUGAGGUCAUGUCACUGACCAGUAAAACAUUAUCAAGUUUAUACUCACUGGAUCCUUAUUCGGAGCUCCAACUACUCAUUGCUAAAACAUUCUCUUUCGUCGAACUAAUGGAUUCUGAUUCGGAUCCUGAGGCUGACGCGGAACGUGAGUCGGAGCGGCUAAUUUCCUUAUGCCCUCAGUUUGAAGUAGAACUUGUGCAAGGAAAAUUUCGUGUGGCGGGAAAAUUCGAGUGGAGGAGGAGAGAAAAGGGGAAGUGUAACCCCGGAAACCGGAAGGUAUUAAGGUUAAGAAAAGGAGCAGAGAUUACUCAUUUCUUUUGCCGGAAUUGCAUUGGAGAGGAACAUGACGUAUGUGACAAGGCACCACUUGAGGUCAAACAUCCUCUUCAUCCAAGACACUCUCUUCAACUUGUUUUGUGGUGGGUGUCCAACUUCCAAAAAAGAAAAUGCUAUUGUUGUGAUGAAGAACUCUUAUGGAUAUUUUAUUUUUGCUCGGCUUGCGAUUGUGGUAUGAAUAUAGCUUGCGUGGAGAAAAAACCACUCUUAUCGAUAGACCAUCCGGAGUGGCAUGAACAUAUACUUUCUCUGUUUCCAAGACAAGCUCCCUUACCUUGCAGUGUGUGUGCCUUGCCUCAUUCAAGGUCUACUUUUUAUAUAUGUUCCCCGUGUCAAUUUAUAGUUCAUCAAAGUUGUAUCAACUUACCAAGCGUCAUAAGGAUAUCUCGUCAUCUCCACCGUAUCUCUUUUAUCCGUUCUUUCGACCAAGGAGAUUGGUCUUGUGGUGUUUGUCGCCGAAAAAUCUACAAUGAUUACGGGGGUUAUUCUUGCAUCAAUGACGAUUGUUCGUAUGCAGCUCAUUCAACUUGUGCCACACAGAGCAAUGUCUGGGAUGGUAAUGAACUUAAGGGAAAGCCAGAAGAAAUUGAUGGAGAAGGAGUUGAGCCAUAUGUGAGUAAAGGGAAUGGAAUUAUACAACAUUUCAGCCAUCAACAACAUUAUUUGAGUCUUGAUGAAAACACUGGUAGAGAUAACAACGAGAAUAAGUUGUGUCAAGCAUGCAUCACGCCAAUAUACUCCGGUAAAUUCUACUCUUGUAUGAAAUGCAAUUUUAUUCUCCACGAAGAAUGUGCAAAUUUUUCUCGCAAAAUACAUCACCCGAUACAUCCACAUAUGCUCACUCUAAUGACUCCCACUACCGAUAGAAUCAACAUUGAGAAUUCAUGUUCUGCUUGUCCCUGGUUGUGCACAACUGGUUUCUUCUAUGAGUGCGAUAGAGAAGGAUGUCGUUUCAUUCUACACGUGCAGUGUAGCAAAAUUUCUGAACCAUUAGUUCAUGAGAGUCAUAUGCAUCCUUUAUUUCUAACAUCCAGACCAGGAGAGCGGAAACAUUGUGACGUUUGCAAAAAGCCAAGAGAUACUUCUACAAGUGAAACAUUCAACUGCAAUGAGUGCGUCUUUUCUUUGUGUUUCAAGUGUGCUGCUAUACCUUAUAAGGUGAGGUAUAAGCAUGAUAAGCAUAUGCUCACUCUUUCUUAUGGGAAUGAGACAAGUAUGUUGACGCAUUGGUGUGAAGUUUGCGAGGGAAAAAUAAAUCCCAAAUACCGGUUUUAUAGGUGUGAUGAGUAUUGUUGUGUCACCCUACACAUGGAAUGUCUGCUUGGGUUGGACUUAUACAUGACGCCAGGUUUAUCGUUGUUCCACUCCGGUGCUACAGACAUAGAUGUUUUGCCCAACAAUCGUAUGUCUCGACCUAUUUGCAAGACCUGUAACAAGCGUUGUCCAUUCAAAGUAGUCUUCCAGUGUUCUGGAUUUAAAUUUUGUUCCAGGUUUUGUUUACUUCGUGGCAUUUGGACAGGUUUGACCAAAAUAGCUUAAUGGUUUGCUUUUUGUAUUGAUAAGUUAAACACUUUUAUGUCCAAUAAAGUUAUGAUAUAUUUCGGAGG
Arabidopsis thaliana (thale cress) is the source of this 2343-nucleotide messenger RNA. RefSeq names its product Cysteine/Histidine-rich C1 domain family protein. Lineage: Eukaryota; Viridiplantae; Streptophyta; Magnoliopsida; Brassicales; Brassicaceae. The transcript has a single exon. The record is from RefSeq and is marked reviewed. The coding region runs from base 98 to 2275 and encodes 725 amino acids.